UCUUUCCUUCCUUGAGAAGCAUAUAUGGUAUCUGCAACAAAGUCACAAGCGUAUAGUAUGAGGUCAGGUUUGAGUUGGUACUAAUUUAGUACAAGCGCUUAGCAAAGGGAGAUCACUUGGCUAAUUCAACAUGGAUAGCACAGCUCAUAGCUACUGUAGCUUUUACUCCAGUGGUGGCAGAGCAAUGGCCGGCGGCGCGACGCCGGAGGAGGAGUUCUUGCGGCAGAGCUUCCUGGCGCGGCUGGAGCCGCCGUCGCCAUCGCUGUUCCUCGACCUGCCGCCGACACCCGGCGCCGCCGCCGCCGGUGAAGCCGGCCCCUCGUCGUCUUCGUUCGACGACAUGGUGCUCCCUUACAUCUCGCAGCUGCUAAUGGAGGAAGAGGAUAUGGUGGACCACUUCUUCUACCUCUACCCGCAGCACCCAGCGCUCCUCCGCGCGCAGCUCCCCUUCGCCCAGAUCCUCCAAGACAACUCCAGCGCCGGCUCCGCGCCCACGCCGUCCUCCUCCGACUCCAGCAGCCCGGCGGAUUGUCGCCCAGAGCUCCGCGCAGUCCAGAGCUCUGCGCUCCCAGACGGAUUGUUAACUGGCGGCGACCAGGACAUGCUCAACCUGGCCUUCCUCAAAGGCAUGGAGGAGGCCAGAAAGUUCUUGCCGCCCAACACCGGCCUCCCGCCGGUGGCCGCCAAGGCGGAGGAUGGAUUGCUGAAGAAGAAGAGGGGCAAUUCGGAACCGGAGGAGGCGGGCAGGGCCAGCAAAUUGAUGGCGCCGGAGCUGGAGGAGGAAGAGGACGGUGCCCGCGAGCUGCUCGACGAAAUGAUGUUUGACCAAAAUGAGAUAUGCAUGAAGGGUGUACAGAACCUGCAGGUUUCUGAGCCCGUGAAGAAGACUCGGAAUCGGAAGGGGACCGGGCAGAGGGGGCGGCCGAAGAAUGCCUCGGCUGACGAUGAGAUGGUGGACCUGCACACACUGCUCCUGCAGUGCGCGCAGGCGGUGUCCACUGACGACCAACGGGGCGCGGGCGAGCUGCUGAAGAAGAUCAAGCAGAACUCAUCCCCGACGGGGGACGCGGCGCAGAGGCUGGCGCAUUAUUUCUCCAUUGGCCUGGAGGCGCGGCUGGCGGGAAGGGGCAGCGAGCUGUAUGAGUCGCUCAUGACGAGGCGCACUUCCGUCGUGGACGUCCUCAAGGCCAACCAGCUUUACAUGGCGGCUUGCUGCUGCAGGAAGGUGUCAUUCCUUUUCUCCGACAAGACUAUCUACAAUGCUGUGGCAGGGAGGAGCCGGUUGCACAUUGUUGACUAUGGUAUCAAUCUAGGAUUGCAGUGGCCGGCUUUGCUGCGCAUGCUGGCAGCUAGGGAAGGCGGGCCGCCGGAGGUCAGGAUCACCGGCAUUGACCUCCCACAGCCUGGGUUCCGUGGGGCCUACCACAUCGAGGAUACAGGGCGCAGACUCAGCAACUUCGCCCGCGUGUUUGGUGUGCCAUUUAAGUUCCAUGGCAUCGCAGCAAAGCGGGAGACUGUCCGUCCUGAGGACCUGAACAUUGACCCGGACGAGGUGCUUGUGGUGAUCAGUCUCUGCCAUUUCAGGCACUUGAUGGACGAAAACCUCGGGUUUGAUAGCCCAAGCCCCAGGGAUCAGGUCCUCAACAACAUUAAGAAGAUGCGGCCGAAUGUAUUCAUCCACGGCAUUUUGAGUGGCGCGUACGGUGCUACAUACUUCCUGACACGGUUCCGGGAGGCACUGUUCCAUUACUCAGCACAUUUCGACCAGCUGGACGUGACCGUUCCCCGGGACAACCACGGGCGGCUUCUGCUCGAGCGUGACAUCUUUGGGCCGUCUGCCCUAAAUGUCAUCGCAUGCGAGGGUGCAGACAGGGUGGAGCGCCCUGAGACAUACAAGCAGUGGCAGCUGAGGCACCACCGGGCAGGGCUGAGUCAGCUGCCACUGAAUCCAGAGGUUGUUAAGCUUGUGCUGGACAAGGUCAAGGACAACUACCACAAGGACUUUGUUGUCGAUGAGGAUCAGCGGUGGUUGGUGCAAAGGUGGAAGGGGCGUGUGCUCUACGCCCUGUCGGCAUGGGUUGCAGACGAUGCUGCCUAGCUUCUUUUCUCAGGCUAAUUCUGAAUAUAGACAUUGAUAGGUAUAUCCAUGUCUAUAUUUUAGCACUUGGCUCAACACCUGUGGUCUAGUAACUACUAACUAGUACCUAUGGUUCAGUUGACUUCCAUUGCGCCAUUAUCUAGGCAAUUACUUCUACCAAGACCCAGAGUUUGAUCUCAAGUUUUUAGUCAUUUGAUUAUGCUCGUCAUGGCUAGACCUAGGUGUAAAAGUUUUAACUUACGAUUCUUCCGAGAUGUAGUAAUGUUGUAUGCUCUAAAUUGGAUGCUUUGGCCAUCAUGUUGCUGCAAAAUCUGUAACAAUGUACCACAGGACCUGUAGAGUUACGGAAUUAUGUAAUUACAUUGUUUCCUUUUGGGCCGAUGUUGUAUUGGUUAGUCAGACUUGAUGUGCACAUAUUUCUUUCUUAGUAUGAAUAAUUAAAGUUGUGAUUAGCUCGAUCGUA
Brachypodium distachyon (stiff brome) is the source of this 2561-nucleotide messenger RNA. RefSeq names its product scarecrow-like protein 9. Bases 131 to 2098 code for a protein of 655 amino acids. Gene Ontology annotation, biological process: regulation of DNA-templated transcription. The transcript has 3 exons. Gene Ontology annotation, molecular function: sequence-specific DNA binding; DNA-binding transcription factor activity. Gene Ontology annotation, cellular component: nucleus. NCBI's taxonomy places the organism in Eukaryota, Viridiplantae, Streptophyta, Magnoliopsida, Poales, Poaceae. The record is from RefSeq and is a predicted model, not a curated record.